GUGGGCUUCCACUUGGAGAAAUGGAGGCAGAAGCCACGAUCCCUUAAGAACAGGAGGACUGUCUGAAAGAGAAGACUUUUGUCAUCAAAAAGUGCUGAAGUCAUGGGAGCUGAAGAGGAAGAAGUUGUCGUCACUCUUUCUGGAGGGGCCCCUUGGGGCUUCCGGCUGCAGGGGGGCUCUGAACAGAAAAGACCCCUCCAAGUGUCAAAGAUCCGCAAGAGAAGCAAAGCUUGCCGGGGAGGCUUGUGGGAAAACGAUGAGCUCGUGUCUAUCAACGGAAAGCCAUGUGCCAACCUCUCCCAUGCCAGUGCCAUGCAAAUCAUCGACUCUUCCAACGGCAUCCUCAACAUUGUGGUUAAAAGGGCAGUCAGCGGAGAUUCCUCUGCUGCGAGACUGCUGCGUUCCCCUUCUCCCAAACAGGCACGAGCGGUCUCACCGGCUUCCCCACUCAGCCAGGCUACUCAGGCACUCAGCCCUGAACCGCCUGCUCCCCCCAUUGCCCCACAGCCUGAGCAACAGUCCCGGCGGCGGCAGCAGCUGGAGAAUCUCACCUCACCUCCAGAUAGUGAAGCGUAUUAUGCCGAGACAGAUAGCGAUGCUGACAAUGUGGCCCAUGAGAAGCACCGGAGGGCUCGCAAAAAAAGUCCCCGUUCCCCACCAGGAGGGCCAAACAAUAAGGCGGGUGAGCCACAGGACGAAGUGUCCCUCUCAGAGAUGAGCGGUUACGAGAGCACUCCGGAGGCUGCGGCCCAAACCAGAGAAGGAGGUGACGGCCUGACUGGAGUGGCCAAGAGAGAGAUUGUGUGUCAGCCAGGCAGCCGCACGGACACCCCUUUCUCCGAGACUGAGGCUUUGGUGGAGCUGCCCCUGCCUGAAGACAGAGAGACUUCCCCGGAGGCCCUGCUCCUGCCGCACGCCACCAAGAUCAUCCGUGCUGAGAGGCACCUCAUCCCCAUGGUGGGGCCUGUAGAGCACCCUGUCGACGAAGACCUGACCACCACCUAUGCCGAAAAAGCCAAGCAAGCCAAGCUUCACCGCAGCGAGAGCAUGCAGGAGAAGAAUGUGAAAGAAGCCAAAACAAAAUGCCGAACCAUCGCAUCCCUGCUGACAGAUGCACCCAACCCUCAUUCCAAGGGAGUCCUGAUGUUCAAAAAGCGUAGGCAGAGGGCCAAGAAGUACACCCUGGUCAGUUUUGGGAGUGUUGACGAAGACCGUUGCUAUGAUGAAGAAGACGGCGUCUUCCCAACCAGUGAGUCUGAGUUUGACGAGGAAGGCUUCUCCGAUGCUAGGAGUUUAACCAAUCACUCUGACUGGGACAACACCUACCUCGAUAUGGAGAAGCCCAAGGAACAGGCUGCACAAGAGCAGCCUCAACAAGGCCUCACUGAUGCCUCAGGCAGGGGGGCACAGUUAUUUGAGCAGCAAAGACAGAAGGCUGGUAGACACACUUUGGAGAACGUCCCUCCCCAAAAGUCAGAGGAACAGCUCCCGCCACCAGUUCUCCUGCUCACCCCCAGCGUGGGGCAUCGUGAAACACUUACUCCACAGAAGGCAGAGAAGGCCCCGCUGAACAUCCAAGUUGAAGCUGUACAAGUCUCCAGCCAACUGCCGUCCCCUAGCCCUGCUCAGCUCCAGUCUCCCACUGCCAUCUUUGGAGGAGGAGGUGGUUCUCAGGUACCUCCAAGUACCACGGGUCUCUUCAACAGAUCUGCCCGGCCCUUCGCUCCUGGUUUCUCAGGGCAGCGGCCUGUGACUUCCUCUGUUGUGUUCAGGCCCUCCGUGCCAAGGAAAAACCACGAGGGCCAAGGUGGACAGAGAACUGCUGUGGCUCCUUUCUCCCCUGCCUCACCAGGGACCUCUGUGCUUCCUUCCACUCCAUCGGCGACGCAGCCUCCCGGCCUGGCAAGCACCUCGGUGUCUCUGUACAUCCCAACCACACCAACUUCUCUGCAAUCAUCAGCAAGCAACUUACGAACUGGAAACUCAGCAGAGGCCAAGCCAUCUUCCAGCACGGCAAGAACCUCCACUGCUUCCAUAUACCUGUCGAAUCCCUCCAGACCAGCUGGAGAUGCGGUCGCUAGUAAGUCUUUGGCACCAUCGUUGUCUUCACAAUUAGCUCAAGGGACAACUUCUUCCUCUCUGAACAUCAGCCCAGUCCCAGCACAGCCCAGCCAGCCUCCAAUCCAGCCAGCCACUGGUGUGGCCCCAGCCACUCCACGGCCUGCUUCUGAGCCUCCCAGCUCCAGGGAGCAGAGGAUUGCCGUGCCAGGCCCCAGAACGGGCAUCUUGCAGGAAGCCCGUCGACGGAGCAGCAAGAAGCCCAUGUUCAAGUCUGUAGAGGAGAAGAAAAAGAAUUCGCCUAACCCAGAGUUGCUCUCUCUAGUGCAGAACCUGGAUGAAAAGCCCAAAGGCGAUCAACACGGGGCCGGCUUUGAGUCUGGGCCAGAGGAAGACUUCCUCAGUCUAGGGGCAGAAGCCUGCAAUUUCAUGCAGUCUUCUGCCCGCAAGUUCAAGACCCCGCCCCCAGUAGCCCCUAAACCCCAGCAAGGAAAAGGCCCCGGUGGACUUGUGAACGGGUCGUCUCCUUCACAUGACAUACCACAUUUGAAGGGGAAAGGGGCAGAGCUUUUUGCCAAGCGACAGAGCCGCAUGGACAAGUAUGUGGUGGAAGCAGCGCCAACACCAGCCCUAAAGCCCCGGACCCCAUCCCCCACUCCUUCCCUGCCUUCCUCUUGGAAGUAUUCCCCAAACAUCCGUGCCCCACCUCCCAUUGCUUAUAACCCACUGCAUUCCCCGUUUUAUCCCUUGGCAGCCAACAAGUCUCAGGCUGCCAAAGCAGAGAGCAAAGUGAAAAAGGCCCCCAGCCAGAAAUCAGGGAUCAAGGCCAUUGAUUUCCUACGGCACCAGCCGUACCAGCUCAAGUCUGCCAUGUUCUGUUUCGGGGAGACACCAGGCUCUGCUGUCCAGACCUCUGCAGCACAGCCAGCCCAACAGUCCAGUCUAUCCUUCACCCCAGCCAAACAAGCACCCAUCAAAACCGCCAGGACCUACGAGAUCCGUCGCUUCUCCACACCUGCCCCCGUGCCCACUUCAGGCAGCUUGGCUCCUACAGUAUUGGCUCCCCGCUCUGCUACCACAUUAGAUGAGCCAAUAUGGAGGGUAGAAAUGACCUCCGCUUCUGCACCUGUUUCUCCCGGGCCCUUCCAGACGGCUCCUGCCCAAUAUCAAAGCUCUCCUGAACUCAACAAGGCAGGCAGAGGGGCGUCGCCAAAUCCACCCUCGUUGCCUUCUGGUUUCCAAGUUGCUAGGCCCAGGUUCUCAGCUGCCCAGACUGGGAUGCAGGCGCAUGUCUGGAGACCAGGCUCUGGUCAUAAAUGAAACCAGGUGUCCCUAUCACAUUCACACAUUGUAUUUUUUUAGGUGUAUACCCAAGAUUUAAGUGUACAUCUAAAAAUGAAAAAUUUAAGCAGAACAAAUGGGUGGUUGAAAUGCUGUAUCAUAGGAUUGGCUGUGGCUCACUGGAGCAUACAUUUUCAGUGAAAUCCUAAGCAAAGUUACUCCAGGCUAAGCCCAUUGAUUUCAGCGGGCUUAGACUGGAGUAACUCUGCUUAGGAUCCCUCUGUUUGUGGCAAACCCAGGUUUGCUUCUGUGUAAUGUGUGAACUGGCCGGAUUCAAAUUCUCCUGAACAAAAUCUUUUCCCUACCUUCCUAAGCUGAAUUUCUGUGAAUCAGGGUAAUUAAUCUAAGGCAAAUGGGGAGGGAAGCGGCUUCCCUUCCAGAAUUCCUCAUUCUCUGGUCCCUCCAUUUUUUUUUACUUGCAACGUUUCCAAGAGAUUUCAUAAAGUAGGGAGAAAAGCAGUGAAAAAUAUAAGCAUACGGCAGAAGCUGAGAGCAACACUCCCCAUGCAGUAAAAUCCAGUGUCACAUGGGCCCAGCUGAGAGCCGAUAACCCUUCAAAAACAAAUAACAGUGAGAUGUAGCCGCUGUGGCUUACACUAGUGGCUUUCAUAUAGUAUACCAAGAGAAUCUGGGGUGUCCUGGAGUUUGUUGUGGGUCCUUGGUGCAGUAAAGUAAUGGAGGGCAAGUGUCCCUGAAGGGCAGCUUGCCCACCACUACUGAAAUGUGCAGCUGAUGGGAGUUUGGGCUGCAUUGGGUGGUGUGGUCUCAGCUCACACUGGCCUUUGAGGCCUACAUUUGUCACAAUAAUGGGAAUGCAGGAGAUAUUUGACACAGGUGUAUCUGCAGGGAGAACGGUGCAGAACCUGCCCUGUACCUGCCAGUUCUCCACUGCAAUGCCUUCCCCGAAGGUCAAUUUUGGAGUUUGGAGGGGGGGAAGAUUAAAAUGGCUAUGGAGAGCAUUUGUUUGGGAGAAUCAGUGUCACCCCUGCAUUGCCUCCAGGUUAUAUCCCUGCCUCCUCCUCAUUAAGUGGCAAAGAUAGUUUCCCACCUCCCAUUGGCCUCAUAAGAUGUAGUUCUCCUGUGGUUUUCCUUAGAUCAUGCCCCAGAAUUAUCUGCAACACACAUGCACAUGCGCUCGCAUGCAUGCGCACACACACAGUCUCCUCAAUGGACAAGACAGACACAACUCCUGAUUUACACAAAUGAUGCACGAAGUAGUAAAUGAUUAAAUGAAAUGGGACAGGAGGCCCAAAUUUCUUCCUUUGCAGGCAGAAUGCUCUGUUCCCUCCCCCCCUCCCCCUUCAUACAAGCAUCACAAAGAUUGCUAGGGCCAAGAAGAAAUGGGAUGCAAGAAUCAGAGGUAGAAAAGACCCCUGAGAGCCCCUGCUUCUCCUCACAGAAAGAAGAAUUCUUUAUUCUACCAUUUCUGGCUUCAAGAGAAGUAUUAACACACGGGGGAUAUUCUAAUACGUCCUCACGUCACAACUAUUUCCCCUUGGGCAGAAGUAGAAAGAACUUUUGUGGAGGAAUCACAGAAGGAGAGACUGGAUUUUGGAGAGCCGUCACACGAAAGGAAGACCAGUCGUGGUCUUGUGGAUUUUGGAAUGUUGGGAACGGCACGGAUCCCUCGCUGGAGUCGGACAUUGUUAAAGGGAGGGAGGAAUGUCUGAACGUUCAUGGUUUGUGCAACAGGAUUUGCAAUCCUACCCUGGCUCCUUGGUACAACAUAUGACAAUGGGCCCUACUGACCACCCGUAGCAGUACAGGGCCCCCUUCCCCUAGAGCAGAAGGGAGCAGCAUAGGCCAAGUAUUUCACAUCCAUGCAUGGCUGGAGUAUCGGGGCUGGGAAGAUAAAGAGUUCGAUGCGAGUUUCUCGAAGGACCAUUGUGGACAUGUGUGGAGUUUCCUUUCAUCCUUGGAAGAAGCUGCUGGCUGUGCAAAAAGAGACGGGAUUAACCCCUGUAAUAUCUUGGCUUUCUGUCAGUAUCAUGUGGUGCCUGAAUGUGGCCUCUCUAUUAGGAGCUUAUAUGCAUUAAGAAUCUGUAAAAUCUCAAGCAAACAAUGCCCCUUUCUCCCCAAUAUUUAUCGAUCAGUUAAAAUACUAUGGUAGGGAGAUUUGUUGAGCAGGGAGCAGUAAAGUCAUCCUGAUACAACGCAGCCUAGCUGGGUUAAGGUUAGGAUUCCCAAGGAAAAAUACAUGUAUGUAUAAUGUAACACUGAUUUGAACAGUGCCUGUGCGUUUGGCCACUCUCCUAUAUCCAGGGAAGCCGGACUCAUGCUUUUCUGAUCAUUUUAUAUCACAGACAAAAGCACAUAUGCCAUCCCAAAUCUAUGUACCGCGUAGGUUACCAAGUCCGGGUUGGGAAAUUCCUGGAGAUUUGUGGGGGUGGAGCCUGAGGUGGAUGAGGGUUGAGGAGGGGAGGGGCCUCCGUGAGAUACAAGGCCAUAGAUUCCACUUUCUAAAGCAGCCCUUUUCUCCUGGGGAACUGCUCUCUUUCACAUCUACACCCCAAGGCUGCCAUUGACUACAGAUGCCCAGAGUGCUGUGGAGCGGCUGGGGGCACCCUUCAUGCCAUGGCACUGACACCCCUCUUGGAAAUGCUCUUGACUGGCAGGAAACAUGCUGAUACCAGAGCUAUAUUUUGGGGUGAGAUGUGAUGGUGUGAACACUAAAACUGGCUGCUGGAACUAGGGGAAACGUGGGGGAGAGGCAAUCCCGUUCUCCCUACUCCACAGUUUCCUCUAGUUUGAAGGCAAGUAGGAUGUUGUGGAGGGGAGAUGACCACAUAGCCAGAAUCUUAAAGAGGAGCCUGAAAAUAAAAGAGAACAGCAGGCUGGAAAAAGCCGAAGGAGGAAUCCAGUCCCAAGGUAUUAACUUACAUUGUGUAAUCCGCUUUGAGUCUCAGUGCGAAAGGCAGACUGGGGGUGGGGGGAGAAGGAAAGAGAGAAUAAGGCACCUUGUACCCUGGAAAAAUUCACAACCUGAACUAGUAAUGCAGGAAAUAAUACUUCAAUGCUUGUACCGGGUGAGAAUCUCUUGGGGUUUCCAUCAUUUUCUCGCAUCUAGACCCAUUUGGAACUCACACCAGAGAACUCUCCAUUGUGUUUCUCAUAGAUUCUCUUGUAAGCCAUUUGUUGUCUAGAACUGGCACUUCUCUGCAAGAAAUGAACAUUUUCCACCUGUAGUUUGCCAGAACACACAUCACUAACCGAAGAGAGGAAUGUGCCCACAACAGCUUCGCUCAAGCAAGGCCAUUAAACUGGAGUAAUUAUAGAACUUGCUCUGUCGUUUCAAAAAAAAUUUUUUUUUUCUUUUGAAGUUAAGUCAUUUUACAACUGCUUGUGCUGAGGAAUAAACGUCUGAAAUGCA
Messenger RNA from Eublepharis macularius, 6769 nucleotides. It is a transcript of the gene SYNPO2L, whose product is annotated as synaptopodin 2 like. Lineage: Eukaryota; Metazoa; Chordata; Lepidosauria; Squamata; Eublepharidae. Gene Ontology annotation, biological process: positive regulation of actin filament bundle assembly. The record is from RefSeq and is a predicted model, not a curated record. Bases 103 to 3378 code for a protein of 1091 amino acids. Gene Ontology annotation, molecular function: actin binding. Gene Ontology annotation, cellular component: nucleus; Z disc; actin cytoskeleton. The transcript is spliced from 4 exons.